AUGGGGGCCAACAACUCAACCUGCCUUCCGUGCAAAGCAGCCGGAGCCAGCGCACGCCGGAACAAGGCGGCAACUGAUGUUCAGAAUAAUGGGAAAAUAAGUACAGAGGUCGAAAUUCUGAAAAAAGUGUCAACUGCGGCGGAGCCACAGGUAGCAAGUGGAACACCUGAGCAGUCGUCCAGUCUCCAGGGUUCUCCAAACAACGGAUCUUCUAACUCCAGUAAUUCUCUGCAGGAACGCGCCAAAACUCUUCAGCAGGAAGACUCUUUGCCGCAUAACGCUCAGCCCGAGACAUGCCCUCCCCUUGCAGAAGGUUCCACGGUGCAGCAGGACAAGCAACAGGAUGAAUUGCCGUCGCAUGAAGGGCAGCCCUGCCCCCAACUGGAGACGCAACUGGGCCUUCAAUUGAAAGGUUCGACGGAUGUCUCGCCACCUCAUAACAAGCAAUUAGAAACUGCUGAGGACCAGAAAGUGGACGAACGAGCAAGGCGGACACCCGAGAAACGCAUUUAUGUCCCUUCACACAUGCUGGCAGAAGGAAGCGAACAAGCUUGGAAGCAGCAUCAGGGUGCCUCUCAAGCACUUUUAAGCCCGCAUAGCUGCUCAGUGGCUCACCGUGUCGCAGCUGCCCUUAGAGCAGCAGCUGGGGAGCGUGCUGCUGCUGCUGCAGCACGCGCAGCAGAAGCAGCGGAAGCGAUCAAGAAAAUGCCAAAAGAUUCUACUGGAAAGCCUAUGAAUCAGUCUAACGGCCAGGUUUCGGGAGUUUGUCCUGCAGAGAGUGCAGAAACCUGCAGUGCGGAAACUCUCGCAGAGCAGCAGGCAGAUGCGCACCAGGACGCACAGCGCACACGCUCGCGGAGCAGCUGCUUCCCGCAUGUGUUAUGUUUCUCAUCCGCUUAUGACAGCGGAAACGAAAUAACUGUUAGGCAAGAAGCGGAGCAGCAGCAAGAAGGCGAAAGCAAUUCGCAAUCUGCAGAGUACUCCGUCAUAUCAACCGCGAAGCGCGUCGGAGAAAUGUUUUCAGGAGCAGCAUCUGCUGCAGUGGCUUUUGCUUCUUCAGCUUCGGGGCAGAGUGCCUUUGAAACACCAAGAGACCAGGGAGUAGUUUCCGGCGGCGAGACUUCCGGCAGGGGCCAAGAACUGUGGCAAACAGUGGGAGUAGGAAGUGAGAAAGCCGGAGAGCUGCAGGACGGCGCAGUUGUAUUGCUGGGGGCAGUAGACAGAGCUAUGGAUGCCAUCACCAGCGACGAUUUCAAAAAACAGGCGAGUCUUGUGUUUCACUCCGAGGGUCAUAGUAAAGGGGCCGGCUGGUGGCUGGCUGUUAUUUAUAAAUGA
Eimeria necatrix is the source of this 1335-nucleotide messenger RNA. RefSeq lists its product as hypothetical. The record is from RefSeq and is a predicted model, not a curated record. NCBI's taxonomy places the organism in Eukaryota, Apicomplexa, Conoidasida, Eucoccidiorida, Eimeriidae. The transcript has a single exon. Bases 1 to 1335 code for a protein of 444 amino acids.